This is a messenger RNA of Malaclemys terrapin pileata, 3765 nucleotides long. RefSeq names its product butyrophilin subfamily 1 member A1-like. NCBI's taxonomy places the organism in Eukaryota, Metazoa, Chordata, Testudines, Emydidae. The coding region runs from base 315 to 1787 and encodes 490 amino acids. The transcript is spliced from 11 exons. The record is from RefSeq and is a predicted model, not a curated record. Gene Ontology annotation, molecular function: protein binding.
GAGAAUGUUUCAGUUCAGCUAAAAUUGCAGUAAGUUAACCAGCAGUAGCUGUAUGAACAGACUGGAGUCAGACGUGCCUGCCUAGUGGGAAAUACAGCUGUAACUACAGAGAAGUUCACUUGUAAUGCAGACCUGGCAGUUCUGAAGCUGGGAGCCCUUCCUCUGCCGCUAGCCUGUGCACUUCGCUGUAGGAUCUAGCAGGCCGGCACCUCCUGGACUAAGGGUCCAUUUCACUGGCUGUAGAGAAGCUGGAAAUGUCCCAGUGAUCCUGAAUUGCUGAGAAGUUUCUCCUGGGCUCAUGAGUUACAAUCAAGAUGAGGAUUUCCUUCCACUCCUACUGUGCAAUGGGCAACCUCUCUCUGUGCAGUUACAUCAUUUUCUUUUUUAUGCUCCAUGUUUCUACACUGGAAUCAGUGAAUUUCAAGGUGAUUGGACCUGAUCAUCCAAUCACGGUCUCUGCAGGGGAAGAUGCCCUGUUACCCUGUCACCUCUCCCCCAGCAUGAAUGCUCAGGAGAUGGAGGUGCGCUGGUUCCAAUCCAAGGACUCUGAACUUGUCCAUCUGUAUCAGGAUGGAAAAGAUCAGACUGAGCUGCAAAUAUCAAAAUAUCGGGACAGAACAGAGCUGCUGAAGGACGGUAUCGUGGAUGGAAGAGUUGCCCUGCAUAUACGCAACAUCACCCCCUCUGACCAAGGACAGUUUAUCUGUUUCUUUCGAUCACCCAGCUUUUUUGGGGAAGCCACUCUGGAACUGAAGGUGACAGGUCUGGGCUCUACUCCUCGCAUCUCUAUUGACAGCUACCAGAGCAGAGGGAUCCACAUGGUGUGUGAAUCUGCUGGAUGGUACCCGAAGCCCCAGGUGCAGUGGAGAGACCUGAGGGGGCAGCACUUACCAUCCCUGACAGAAAAAAUAAUUCAACAUGAUAAUGGCCUGUUUGAAGCACAAAUUUCCAUUAUUGUAACAGAAACUUCCAGUCAGGAUCUGUCCUGCUCUGUCAGCAAUUCCCACCUCAACCAAGGGAAAGAAUCCAUGGUCUACAUCGCAGAUUCUUUCUUCCUGGGGGCCUGCCCCUGGAAUGUGGCUGUGUACAUACUCCUGGUUGCUUUGGGUUUGCUCAUUUUCACGGCCAGCUUCUUCUUCUGGAAGCAACACAAGGCAAAAGGGAAACUUGUUGCGGAUCUUGAGAAACAUCUUGCAGAGAAAGAGAAGCUCCAGAAUGAACUUCAAUUGAGAAGAGUUCAAAUAUAUCAAGCCAGCGUGAUUCUGGAUCCAAUCACUGCUCAUCCUGAUCUCAUCCUGUCUGAGGAUCAGACAUGUGUAACAAAAGGAGAUAUAGCACAGAAUGUGCCAAACAAUCCUGAGAGAUUUGAUUCUUCUGUGUGUGUCCUGGGUUCUGAAGGUUUCACAUCAGGGAUACAUUACUGGGAGAUGGAAGUGGGGAAUGGUGGUGACUGGUGGGCUGUAGGGGUUGCCAGAGAGUCUAUAAAGAGGAAGGGAUGGCUCAAUUUUAGCCCAGUGGAGAAGAUCUGGGCUGUGGAGUGUGACUGGGGUAAAUACCAGGCUCUUGACUCCUCUGUGAUCCAUUUGCCUCUGAAUGAGCGACUUGGGAAAAUUGGGGUUUCUCUGGACUUUAAAGAGCACCAUGUAGCAUUUUAUGAUAUUGAUAACAUGGUGCCAAUAUACACUUUCAAAGAGGUCUCUUUCUCUGAUGAGAAAAUCUUUCCUUUCUUCUGUAUCUGGAGAACUCCAGGAAAAUAUAUCAAACUGUGUGACCGAGAAAAGAGUUAGCCCUACAUUUUCAAGUGUCCAUUAUUUUUUGGUGCCAGCACUCAAAAUUAGUGGGCACUUAUGAAAAUUUAGAGCAAAUUACCUCACUGUGCCCAGAAUUCUGUACCUUUCAAAACUAUAGAAAACAUGAAUGGUCAGGAGAAAAUGUCAAUGGAACAGCAUUUACCCAAGUUAUUUUUCUCACUGUGACGGGUUUGAUCACAGAAACCCCCUUGGGAACUGCCACCUGAUGUGCAAAGACUACCUCUGCUCCUGUUUUCCCUGCCAAUUCAGGACUCCAGCACCCUGUCUUGCUGAGCCAGACACUCCGGUCUGCUCCAACACAGACCCAGGGUCUGAAUUACUUGUCCCAGAGUUGCAAAUUUACCCGAAAACUGCUCACAGAAGUGUGCUUCUCUUUAGCACUCAGAUUCCCAACUCCCAAUGGGGUCUAAACCCAAAUAAAUCCGUUUUACCCUGCAUAAAGCUUAUGCAGGGUAAACUCAUAAAUUGUUUGCCCUCUAUAACACUGAGAGAGAGAUAUGCACAGCUGUUUGCUCCCCCAGGUAUUAAUACAUACUCUGAGUAAAUUACUAAAUAAAAAGUGAUUUUAUUAAAUACAGAAAGUAGGAUUUAAGUGGUUCCAAGUAGUAUCAGACAGAACAAAGUAAGUCACCAAGCAAAAUAAAAUAAAAUGUGCAAAUCUAUGUCUAAUCAAACUGAAUACAGAUAAUCUCACCCUCAGAGAUGCUUCAGUAAAUUUUUUCUCAGGCUGGACACCUUCCAGGCCUGGGCACAAUUCUUUCAGCUGGUACAGCUCUUGUUCCAGCUUAGGUGACAGCUAGGGGAUUCUUCAUGAUGGCUCCUCUCCCCCUCUGUUCUCUUCCACCCCUUUAUCUAUCUUUUGCAUAAGGCGGGAACCCUUUGUCCCUCUGGGUUUCCACCCCCCUCACUGGAAAAGCACCAGGUUAAAGAUGGAUUCCAGGUCAGGUGACAUGAUCACAUAUCACUGCAAGACUUCAUUGCCCACUUGCCAGCACACACACAUACAGGAAGACUAACAGGUAAACACAGCCAUCUGCAGACAAUGGUUCUGGUUAAUGGGAGUCAUCAAGAUUCCAAACCAUCAUUAAUGGCCCACACUUUAUAUAAUUACAAUAGGCCCUCAGAGUUAUGUUUUAUAUUUCUAGUUUUAGAUACAAGAGUGGUACAUUUUUACAAAUAGGAUGAUCACACUCAGUAGAUUAUGAGCUUUUGAAUGAUACCUUACAAGAGACCUUUUGCACGAAGCAUAUCCCAGUUGCAUUAUAGUCACUUAUUAUCAAAUCUUUAUAAAACUAUUCCAGUUACAUUAUAUUCACUUAUUAUCAUGUUUUUAUAAAACCAUAUAGACUGCACAACGUCACACUAACCUCUAGUAUUCUGGAGGCCAAGUGUGAUAAAUGAAGGGUGGAGAGAGGGGAGCUCUCUUUUAUGAACACACAGCCAGCCAGUUAGCUGUAAAAUCCCUCUUGGUAGCUGUUCUCUGCUUGCUUUUCCUGUAAAGGGUUAAAAUGUCCCCAGGUUAAAAAAAAAAAAAAAAAAGGAGUGGGCACUUGACCAAAAGAGCCAAUGGGAAGGCUAGAACUUUUUAAAAUUGGGAAAGAACUUUCCCUUUGUCUGUUGUUCUCUGGGCUGCAGGGAUGGAGCAGCAAUGCUAUAAGCAGGAAUGCUAUGUAAGGUUUGAAUCAGAUAUGAAAAAUUAUCUUCUGUACCUAGGAUGAAUUAUUUGCAUAGGGAAUGUUUAGAUAAAUGCCAUUAGAUUUAUUUCUUUAUUUUGACUUGUGGAUCUCCUCUCUGCUAACCCCAGAUGCUUUUGUUUGGUUGUAACCUUUAAGCUGAACCCUGUUUUGGGUGCUUAAUUUUUGGAAUUUCUCUUAAAAUCUAGCAAAAGCCUAAAUUCCAGAUGUAUUUUCUUUCUUUUUGUUUUUAAUAAAAUUUACUUUUUUUAAGAACAGGA